CUCUUAUCCCACACUCCACUCUGGACUAGGAUCGUGAUUUUGAUCUUACCUCAACUUCUUCAGCCCCGCAGGAGACAUACGAGAUCCUAAAUCCGUACGCAAUCAUGCGUCUUUUGGAGAUCAAAGGCCCUGGCGAGUUCAGCCUGGUCCAGGUUUCUUCCCAUACCACUCCCUCAUACGCAAUACUCUCGCACACUUGGACAGAUGGCCAAGAGGUCACAUAUCAGGAUCUCGUUAAUGGUACGGGCAAUAGCAAAUCUGGCUACGACAAGAUCAAGUUUUGUGGAGAACAAGCGACAAGAGAUGGCCUGCGAUACUUCUGGGUAGACACCUGCUGCAUUGAUAAGUCAGAUACAGAUGAGCUUAUAACGGCUAUCAAUUCAAUGUUCCGCUGGUAUCGAAAUGCGAAGAAAUGUUACGUAUACCUCGCGGAUGUGACAAUACUUGGCUAUGACGCGGACGUUCAGGCACGCCAAUACCUAUGGGAAGCGGCUUUCCGGGAUAGCAGGUGGUUUAGCAGAGGCUGGACACUUCAAGAGCUUAUAGCUCCAUCAAUGGUCGAAUUCUUCUCCAAAGAAGGCAAGCAAUUAGGCGAUAAACAGUCACUAGAAAAGUCAAUCCAAGAGAUCACGGGAAUUCCAAUUCAAGCUCUGCGAGGAAAUCCAUUCUCUAAUUUCAAUAUAGAUGAGCGGAUAAGAUGGGCAGCACGACGCCAGACAACGAAAGAAGAAGAUAUUGUGUACUGUUUACUGGGUCUCUGCGAAGUGUCUAUGCCGCCUAUCUAUGGCGAGGGGAAGGAGGUGGCACUGAAACGGCUUCAAAUGACAGUAAAAGGAUUCUCUAAUAGUAUUGGCGAGCCGCAAGAUCUAGAAGAAAAGCUCGUUCCUUUUAUCGUACCAUUCGACAGAAAUCCCAACUUUACGGGUCGUGGGACCCAGCUUGCUCAGCUUGAAGGAAAGCUUUUCGUGGGAGAGCAAACGACCAAGGUUGCAAUCACCGGACUCGGAGGUGUAGGAAAGACCCAGUUAGUGCUUGCACUCGUCUACCGAAUCAGAGAAAAGUAUAGGAAUUGCUCAGUUAUCUGGAUACCAGCGACCAACAUGGAAAGUCUUCAUCAAGCAUAUCUCGACGUUGCCCGACGGCUUAGUAUUGCUGGUUGCGAGGAGGAGAAGGCAGAUGUAAAGAAACUUGUGCAAGUUUACCUAAGCAAGGAGAGUGCUGGCCAGUGGCUCCUGGUAUUCGAUAACGCCGAUGAAAUUGAUAUGUGGAUUGCGAAGGCUGGGUCUGAGCCGGGAUCUGGCCGUUUAAUCGAGUACUUGCCCAGAAGUGACCAAGGGUGCAUUGUAUUCACAUCACGCGAUAGGAAAACGGCUGUCAAACUUGCACAUCAGAAUAUAGUGGAGGUACCGGAAAUGGACGAAGGCGUAGCUACCCAGCUGCUACAAAAGUGUUUAGUCAAUCCGGGUCUUGCUACUAGUGGGUCAGAUACGAAAGACUUACUUGAAGAGCUCACCUACCUUCCACUAGCUAUUAUUCAGGCAGCAGCAUACAUCAACGAGAACGGGAUCACAUUCGCAGAUUAUCUAUUACUCCUGGCAGAUCAAGAAGAGGAGGUUAUUGAUCUCCUAAGCGAGGAAUUUGAGGACGACGGGAGAUAUCACAAUAUAAAGAACCCGGUUGCUACAACAUGGCUAGUUUCGUUCGAGCAGAUCCGGCAUCGCGACCCUUUAGCGGCUGAUUACCUGUCCUUUAUGUGUUGCAUCGAUUCGAAGGACAUCCCACAGGCUCUUCUUCCUCCAGGACCUUCGCGCAAGAAAGAGAUAGAGGCGAUUGGGACGCUUAACGCCUACUCAUUCAUACUAAACGGCCCGCAGAUACUGCUCUUGACCUCCAUCGGCUAGUACAUCUGUCCACACGGAACUGGCUUCGGAAAGAAAAAUUGCUUCCUUCUUCGACGGAGCGAGUAAUUAGGCGACUGGAGGAAGUGUUUCCAGACG
Messenger RNA from Hyaloscypha bicolor E, 1997 nucleotides. Its product is annotated as HET-domain-containing protein. NCBI's taxonomy places the organism in Eukaryota, Fungi, Ascomycota, Leotiomycetes, Helotiales, Hyaloscyphaceae. Gene Ontology annotation, molecular function: ADP binding. Bases 105 to 1901 code for a protein of 598 amino acids. The record is from RefSeq and is a predicted model, not a curated record. The transcript has 2 exons.